UGGUGUGUACUGUAAUGAAAUCAUGAUGCUAGCUAUGAAAAUGACGUUUAGCUUCUGGGGUGUGUGUAAAAAAGGCCACCUGCAUUGGACACAAGCUUUCAUGCCAAACUUUGAACUCCUCUAAGGAGCUCUGUUGGACUUACCACAUAAAUAAAGAGGAAUAAGAGGAACUGUCUGGUGCAUCUGUGCUCUCCCUGCCUUUCACACCAUGAUGUUAGCGACAGUGCUAUUGUGUGCGUGGGCCUUCGCUGGCUCCUUCACGAUUCAGGUAACAAACACAGAGGAGUCUCCAACAAACACCACCAUGAUGAUGCCAUCAAUUGCCAACACCACAAAUUACACAACUCCAUUAACCAUGAUGACACCAACAGACCGCACCACUAUAAGGGUAACAAACUUCACCACUACAAUUCCUCUGAACUUCACCACUGCAAUUCCUCUGAACAUCAUCACUACAGUUCCUCUAAACAUCACAACUACAGUUCCUCCAAACUUCACCACUACAGUUCCUCUAAACUUCACCACUACAGUUCCUCUAAACUUCACCACUACAGUUCCUCCAAACUUCACCACUACAGUUCCUCUAAACUUCACCACUACAGUUCCUCCAAACUUCACCACUACAAUUCCUCUAAACUUCACCACUACAGUUCCUCCAAACUUCACCACUACAGUUCCUCCAAACUUCACAACUACAGUUCCUCCAAACUUCACCACUACAGUUCCUCUAAACUUCACCACUACAGUUCCUCCAAACUUCACCACUACAGUUCCUCUAAACUUCACCACUACAGUUCCUCCAAACUUCACCACUACAGUUCCUCUAAACUUCACCACUACAGUUCCUUCAAACAUUAACAUUAUAGUUCCUUCAAAUGCUAGAACCACAAAAAUGCCACCUAACAGUGCCACCUCACCAGUGACGAUGAAUGCCAACACUGCCACCACUGUUAUGCCAAGUACAGUUCCUCCAAACUUCAACAGUACAGUUCCUCCAAACUUCACCACUACAGUUCCUCCAAACUUCACCACUACAAUUCCUCCAAACUUCACCACUACAGUUCCUCCAAACUUCACCACUACAGUUCCUCCAAACUUCAACAGUACAGUUUCUCCAAACUUCACCACUACAGUUCCUACAAACUUCACCACUACAAUUCCUCCAAACUUCACCACUACAGUUCCUCCAAACUUCACCACUACAGUUCCUCCAAACUUCACCACUACAGUUCCUCCAAACUUCAACAGUACAGUUCCUCCAAACUUCACCACUACAGUUCCUCCAAACUUCACCACUACAGUUCCUCCAAACUUCAACAGUACAGUUCCUCCAAACUUCACCACUACAAUUCCUUCAAAUGCUAGAACCACAAAAAUACCACCUAACAGUGUCACCUCACCAAAGACGAUGAAUGCCAACACUGCCACUGCCAGUGCACUGAUGAAUGCCAACACUGUGAUGCCUUCAAAUAGAACAUCUACAGUACCUUUAAACUCUACUACCACAUGGAUGCCACCAAAUGCCACCUUCAAUCUGCCAGUAAAGGCCACUUGUGUGAUGCCUUCAACCACCACAGUAACGAUCACAAUGAUGACACCAAACAACAACACUGUGAAUCCAUGGAGUUCGACUUCGGCCAACACAACAAUGCCGGGAACAAACAUUACCACGGAGAGUCCAUCAGCUACUACAGAACUACAACAUCACAACAGUACAGUAACUUCUACCAAAACUACCAAAAUGUCUACAGGAACAACACAAUGCAGCAGCCCUGAUGUUCACCCAGAGCUCAUCACCUGCACACUAUCACUUCUACUCUAUCUACUGCAGAACUGAACACUUCUAACAGCAUGAGCCCGAGUGUUUAUUAAGUGUUCAUUUACAGAAGUCAGUGUUUCCUGUUUAAUUAUUCGUUACCUCUCCUGAGGAAAAUAAAUCAAGUCCUUUUCAAGGUCAUGUCAUAGAGAUGACCUUGUAAUUAGUCAUCCCUGUCUGAUUACUAACAAGAAAAUUCUUUCAGGAACCUCUGUGACUUCCUUUAAGAAGGCCUUCUUUAUUUUUUAACACAAUAGAACAGAUUCAGUUCAGUGUACUUCUUUAAAAAGAAAUAAUCUCAUGGUUAUAUAACACAAUAUUACUGAAAAGCUGUGAGGACAGAAUAAACUCUUAUGUGCUAGCUGUUUUUUAAAAUCCAUAAAAGUGAAGAUCUAUAAUAGUGUAGUCCAGUACAGGGCUUUAUAGGGUUAAAUGAUUUUACAAAACAAUAUUCUGAGCAGUUCACAGCAUUUAUUGGUUUUUGUUCACAUGACAUGUAUAUUGAUAAGAUACGUAUAUAGAUAUACGCUAAUGGCUGUGUACUUCUCAGUCUUCAUAGCGACAUAAAGCUAGAAAAAUCUGCUGGAUGUCCCCCUUGAACGUGUCCUGUAGAGAAAGGGUCAUAAAUACUUACAUUACUUUUAACUACAAAAUAUCAUAUUACUGUAUGCUUUAUUAUAAUAAUAUUUAUUUAAUAUUUAAUGUAUAAUAAUGUAAUGUUUAGUCAUGACACAAUUAAUCAGGAUUAAUAUUGCUUAAAUGAGCAUGCCAUAGGAUGUAAUGAUGGGUCAUAUGCUUCUAGUGCAUGCCUGCUAGCUAUGUCUGUUCCUCAGAUACUACACCACACUUGCAUGUUUUAGUGAGUAAGUCAGGGAAGCUGGUGAGGUAAAUCAACAGGCCUUACAAUAUAAAAUAUCUGGAGUAGACCUUCUGUGUAAGGCAAAGGGAGCACACCUUGACCUAAGCAUGUGUCCCCUCUGGGAAGUGUUUGGUAAACAUGGGUUUUGGUGUCUUUUUGCACUUGUGAAGAGAUCAGGUCAUCAGGUCUCUCCCUUUACACUGAGGAUAACAAGUUAAAAAUCCUACAUCAACAUCUGUGCAGCUGUGAGCAAAGAGUUUCUGAACAUAUGUGUUCGACAACUGCACAGAUUGUGUUACAAAACUGAAGUCCCCAAAGUUAAAGCCAGUUCCUUGAUGAGGGAGAACUUCCAGAAUGUACACAUUGAUCUAAAAGAGCAGGCAGAACAUCACUGGGUUUGGUUUUAUAUUCUGUUUGGGUCCCAGUUGGUAUCAACUCUGUUAAAGCAGCUACAGCUGGGACGAUGGAAGGCACGAGAGUCUGAAAGUACUAAUAACCCUCAAAGGAACUGGACAUGAUGUACUCAGACUAUACAGACAGAUCAUUACCCACUGGAUGAAGGUAGGAGUGAAAGUUAUCAUCAUCAGAAAUGAAUAAAUACUCCAAAAAAGGAACCAUGAGAGAGAGAGACCUGUAUGGUGGAGUAAAGAGAUUUCCCAGUGUUCUUCUUGAAUGCCACUCUAACAGCCAGAAGAUCCUCCUCGCAGUGAGACACCAGUACUCCUUGCAUCUUUUGUGAGUCCUACACAAAAACAACACACACACACAAAGUAUCUGCUAUAUUGUCCUUGACCCAGAAUUUACAACUAUACCUUUACUGCUGCAAAAAAACAGUUCAAGGUCAAGGAAACUCUUGCAGGCAGUUAAUCUCAUUUGACCAAUAAACCCUCAUUCAAAUCUGAACAUCUCCACUGCUCAUCAUCCAAGAUGGCUUACUUUCAUAGGCUGGAUUCUCUGGGCCAAGUAAAGAUAUGGGUCCUCGAUGGAGAGCACUGUGCAGAGAUCAUACAGGAAAUUCUUCUGGUUAUACACUUGAAAAGAUUCAAGAUCCAGAGUGUUGUCCAUUCUCACACAAACACCUCACCUAGGACCUGUAGGCCCAGUCUGACAUCUCUGUUGAAGUGUCCACCAAAGUGCUUCUCUAUUUCUGCAGUAACAGGCUGGCCUCGCUCAGCUUCCAGAUGAGUCAGCACUGAAACAUCAGAACAGUCUCAUCAGUGUAGGGAAAAUUACUGCAUUUAAAUAGAUCCUCAAGUAGAAGUGUGUCCUUUAACUGGUCUGUGUCCUGUAACUGGUCUGUGUCCUGUAACUGGUCUGUGUCCUGAAACUUGUCUGUGUCCUGUAACUGGUCUGUGUCCUGUAACUGGUCUGUGUCCUGUAACUGGUCUGUGUCCUGAAACUGGUCUGUGUCCUGUAACUGGUCUGUACCCAUAUGUGUCCUGUAACUGGUCUGUGUCCUGUAACUGGUCUGUGUCCUUUAACUGGUCUGUGUCCUGUAACUGGUCUGUGUCCUGUAACUGGUCUGUGUCCUGAAACUGGUCUGUGUCCUGUAACUGGUCUGUGUCCUGUAACUGGUCUGUGUCCUUUAACUGGUCUGUGUCCUGUAACUGGUCUGUGUCCUGUAACUGGUCUGUGUCCUGUAACUGGUCUGUGUCCUGAAACUGGUCUGUGUCCUGUAACUGGUCUGUGUCCUGUAACUGGUCUAUGUCCUGUAACUGGUGUGUGUCCUGUAACUGGUGUGUGUCCUGUAACUGGUGUGUGUCCUGUUACUGGUCUGUGUCCUGUAACUGGUCUGUGUCCUGUUACUGGUCUGUGUCCUGUAACUGGUGUGUGUCCUGUAACUGGUCUGUGUCCUGUAACUGGUCUGUGUUCUGUAACUGGUCUGUGUCCUGUAACAGGUCUGUGUCCUGUAACUGGUCUGUGUCCUGUAACUGGUUUGUGUCCUGUAACUGGUGUGUGUCCUGUAACUGGUCUGUGUCCUGUAACUGGUCUGUGUCCUGUAACUGGUCUGUGUUCUGUAACUGGUCUGUGCCCAUUUGUGUCCUGUAACUGUUCUUUGACCUUUAACUGGUCUGUGUCCUGUAACUGGUCUGUGUCCUGUUACUGGUCUGUGUCCUGUAACUGGUCUGUGUCCUGUAACUGGUGUGUGUCCUGUUACUGGUCUGUGUCCUGUAACUGGUCUGUGUCCUGUAACUGGUCUGUGUCCUGUAACUGGUCUGUGUCCUGUUACUGGUCUUUAAUCCACAGCUGCCACAAAUUAUUUCAGGUCUUUCAGAUGUUUCUCAUUGAUCAAGUCACUAAUCAGUGCUUCAUGGAUAUUUGUGUAGAAGUGUUUUCAGGUGUGUAAACAUUUCUGCCACUUUACCACUCCUGAUAUGAUCUGGAUCUCUCAUGGUCAGCACUUGAAUCCACGGUGUGAUGUCAGGCUUAGAGUUGUUGAGCUCGUUACAGAGAAGCUGAGAGAGAGAAAUGAUAGUUACACAACAAUUAUCGUAAUUAUAAUAAAUAUAACAAAUAUAAGUGUGUCAUUCUGCUAAACCAGUGAUCUGUGUUGAAGUGAUGCUAACCAUGAUGAGGGAUUUGAUUGUAAUUUGACCGGAUGCACAUGAAUACAAGGAAAGCUACAGGUACUAACACUGCCUCUCUGUGACCAGUUCUAGCCUCUUACACUUUUGAGUCAUGUGACAUUCUGACCAGUAUAAAAAGUUAGCCUCAGACUGUUUAGCUGCUGGUUGAUGAAGUGAACUCGACACACAGGAGAGAAUAAUGACUGCAGCUCCAUAACAUCACCCUUCCUAAGAAUUAUUGCUUAUUUUCCUCUGAUAUAGCGUAUAUUAAUGCACAUGAUUAGUUAAAUUAAGUUAUUAGCUGUUUUUUAUUCACAUUUUUGAUUAUCCAGUUCAUUGACUAGUGUACUUCUAAACCCUCUUGUAGCUCCAUAUACUAUCUACAUUUUUUAAGAUUUUUAAGAUAACUCUAUGGUUUUUUAAUAGAUUCUUCAUUGAUAUAAACUCAGAAUGUUGUCAUGAAGCGACAGAACAUUCCUCAUGUGUUUACACUCUGCACCAUUCAGCCUGUUAUGAAUGUUAAUGAAGUUCACUUUCAGAACAAAAAUCUACAGAUACAGAUUUUUCUAAGAAACUGACCAAUGGUGUGGCUAGAUAAGAGCCUUCAGCUUGGGAAAUUUUACAUUCUGCAAACAGACAAACAGAGAGUAAACAAAUAGGACAAACUCUUACUUUCACAUCCAGGUCCACAUUCUCGGCCACCUGUUUUUUCUGAAGACAGGAAAUUAUAAUGAUUGUAUUUUGAAGAGAAUCCAGAGUGAAAUAAAUGUGAAUAUUUACGUGUCUUCUUCAAAAACACUUUACGUUUGUGUUUGUGGAAUAUUGUGUGGAAUUUCUCAUCGUACCUUCAGCAAAGCCAGCAGCAGCUGCCUGAAAUCUCCACUGGUCUCACUGGUCAGGUCAUUCUCCAGGUCACGCUGAUAUUCUGCCGUAACACAGGGAUCUGAGGUCAUCACUCCUGACUGUACGACUUCCUGAGAUCAUGUGCAUUACUUUUAACAGUGUUAGCUGUGAGACGACGUUUACCGAACACUUGUCUGUUUUUUUUGUGUGAAUGAACUGAUUCUCGUGCUCUAAUCAUUCCAACACUGAUAUCAUGGAGUUCUGACCUGUCUACACUUCUCGAUGUAGUGUUAUAAAGAAUAAAGAUUUAAAUAUGGUGAAAUUUCCUGUGGUCACUUCUGUUAUAGCAGCUAUAAACGCUCCUUCCCAGCCUCUCAUGUUAGCGAGAGGUUUUAGAGAAAAAUUAGACCAGAGCGCAUCAAAAGAUAGAGGAGUUUUAUGAUACCACAUCAUCAAUACAUU
Hemibagrus wyckioides is the source of this 6547-nucleotide messenger RNA. Its product is annotated as mucin-2-like. The transcript has 2 exons. NCBI's taxonomy places the organism in Eukaryota, Metazoa, Chordata, Actinopteri, Siluriformes, Bagridae. Bases 209 to 1837 code for a protein of 542 amino acids. The record is from RefSeq and is a predicted model, not a curated record.